Messenger RNA from Sclerotinia trifoliorum, 1967 nucleotides. The record is from the annotation of a GenBank genome assembly. NCBI's taxonomy places the organism in Eukaryota, Fungi, Ascomycota, Leotiomycetes, Helotiales, Sclerotiniaceae.
CUCUUCGCGCUAGAUCCUUCCCGUAACACUCCAAAAACACCCUUCAAUUCCUCACCAAGAUUAGAGGUCCUGUGGUGCAACCCGUGGAGCCCAGAUGUCACCACCAAAAACGCUCACCGGGCGAUGGAAACACCCUAUAUUAUGAGAGCCAAGCAAGCCACAAUAUUAGGUUAUCAUCGCUGCUUGAAAGAUCAGUCAUAAGUCGUGCAUAAGGAUAGCAGCUUCCCGCAUCGAGGAAAGGAGGCCUAGCACACAAAUUUUGCUAUAGAUCCUUCAACCAUCAUACAUUCAUUUCUCUCGCCGCUUCAAAAGUUAUGUCGGAGCUAAUGUUCGAAGAAACGAUUGGAUGGAUUAAUACGUCUGUUUUGAUCCCUCGCCUGAUCUAGGCUUGAUGGAAUCUGACAGGUGAGUUUUUUUUUUAGUACUUGCUAACAAAAAGGGUGUGCGCUGUUAAAAACAAUAACCACAUUCAAGAUCACAUGCAAGCAAACGAGACCGGGAACGAACUUCAUGCUAGCCCAAGCGAAAUAUGUCGCGCGCGCGAUUUCAAAUGCAGACUUGAUAAUUGCAACGAAACUUUCGUCUCUUUUCCAGAGAGAAAAGCUCACGAAAGGGUACAUCACGGAACAGGACACAAUCUUAUUCAGCAUCAGAAUCCUUAUCAUUGCUUCGAAUGCCAAGAGAACUCUUUUUUGGAGUCCGACUUAUAUUGACAUGCCCGAGAGCGCAAACACAAUCCAUAUGCCUGCAGUUGUGGGUCAUUAUUCUCGAGACUUGACGUCCUUAAUCGACAUCUCAAGAAUUUUGGGACCGAUCUUCCCCAGUAUCCACGUACUUUCUGUAAACGCCAUCGUGGUGUCGAGGGAUUUCGUCGCAAAGAUCAUCUGUUACAACACUUGAGACAAUAUCAUCACCACGAAAUCGACGCCUCCUCCCAAACACACGAUGGGACUACGAACUCGACAUCAAAUAUCUUAGGUCUUUAUCCUAUUUGCACGCAUUCAGAAUGCCCACAAUAUUGCGGUCUUGAAUUCGAAAAGCUUCCCCUUCCACUGGAAAACUUCCAGGCACCAUUUCGCAGCCAAUCAGAGUUCACAAAGCACAUGCGCGAAGAGCACAAUGAGUGUACAUUCCCUUGCAAAAUUGUUGGAUGUUCACGUGUUGGAAGACGGGGUUGUUUCAGAGAGAAAGACCUCAUUAAGCAUCAUCAAAAAGAGCAUCCUGAAGAAGAGACUUACAUACCAUUAGACAGAAAAAAAAUCGUUAUCAAUGUACUGAGCCUGCAUGCUAUACACUUUUUCACCCGUUUUCUGGGGAAAAACAUCAUCUUUAUGAUGGACAUCCGUGUUAGAUGGAUAUAAGACAGGUAAACCAGCAACAAAGAAACCUUCUCGAGGAACAUGAAAAACUCUUCCUCUUCAAUCUGGAUACACAAUGGGAAUAGCUUUAAUGCUUAGUAUCCUAGGCAAACCUAACUUCCCAUCAUCUAGCACAUAAUGACCAGAUAAUCAUUAUCAGUGUUCUUUAUUGACUUAUGAUACACUUUUCAAACAUGGAAAGUGCUUCCAUUCUGCUUAAAUUGUUACCGCAAUCAUGUUAUUGUUAUUUUUGGAUCUUGUAGCUAGUCUUAUCUCUGGCACUUCUGUUUAUGGUUUUAUUUCGUUGCUUUGGACUUGAUAUUUUCUCUUUUGAUGAAGGAAUGUAGAGGGAUAGAGGGAUUGAACCCAUUGUGCUUGGAUUUAUUUUCUCCUUUUUUUUAUUUCCUUAUAGUCAGUCUCGACUACUGGCGCCUCUAUUCAUGGUUUUCUCUUCAUUGCUUUAAUUAACUCUCUCUUGCUGAUCGAUAUGGAGGAAUUGGAUUUCAUUAUUCUAAAAUUUAUCUUCUAUUGUCUUUCCUUGUAGUCACUCUCGAUUUCUUGCACCUCAGUUCAUGGUUCUCCAAUCACUACUUUUACUCUUAAAUUGAU